GAACAACAAGAUCAAUGUAAGGUGAACUCUAGUUUCUCCUUUAACUUCAACGAGGGAGACUCCAAAAUGAUCCCAGAUGUUAAGGUGAAUUGUACUCAGGCUUUUACCUUAUGGCGCAAUAGUUUUUCUGAUAUAUGGGAUGAGCUACAACUUGAAGAUCGUGAUGAUGAUACAACAGAUUACAAGUUACACAAGAAUCCUAUCAGUGGAGCUUUUGACUUUCUAAAUUCGAAUAAAAAUAUUUUUAAUGUUAGCUUUUUAAUUUACAAACGUGACAAUAGAGAUCAGAUCAACAUGAGCCGCACUCCUCGUUCUGUAAAUAUGGUAUGUGUCUAAAUCUUGUUAUUGCUUAUCUCUAAUUGUUUUCUUUGGACAUCAUAUCCCGUUUUCUAAUAAUAAUGUAUAUAACAUAAUUAAGCAGAAAAAUCUUUCCAACAUUUUGUUUUAUCACGCAAAGUAAACUUUAGAGUCCAAACACGUACUUCAUUUAUUGGUACUCUAGUAGAUUUGAACAGCAGAAACUUGCUUUAGUCAUUACCAUUUAAAAACUAACUGCAUCAGUAAAUUUUACGAAGUU
Molecule: messenger RNA, 577 nt
Organism: Arachis ipaensis
Lineage: Eukaryota; Viridiplantae; Streptophyta; Magnoliopsida; Fabales; Fabaceae
Product: ABC transporter A family member 8-like
Source: RefSeq, a predicted model, not a curated record